Messenger RNA from Umbelopsis ramanniana AG, 1551 nucleotides. RefSeq lists its product as uncharacterized. Gene Ontology annotation, cellular component: endoplasmic reticulum lumen. Gene Ontology annotation, biological process: endoplasmic reticulum unfolded protein response; retrograde protein transport, ER to cytosol. The record is from RefSeq and is a predicted model, not a curated record. The transcript is spliced from 4 exons. Bases 30 to 1466 code for a protein of 478 amino acids. Lineage: Eukaryota; Fungi; Mucoromycota; Umbelopsidomycetes; Umbelopsidales; Umbelopsidaceae.
GGCCUUUCUAUCGACCCAUUCCCAUAACCAUGCUGAUAAAAGGUGUCGUUGGCCUGACAGUACUUGCCAGUACGGCCCUUGCAUCCAAUUUCUUUGUACAUGAAGAUGUUCUCGCGCACCCCAUGUAUAGCAUCUCACUUGGGCAAAAUCCAAUCUCGAAUUCAACAGCCCAACAGCUUUUGAAGGCCGAAUUCACCGAUCAAUCCGAACUUCCAAAUCCCUCGCAGCAACUUCAACGCAUCUUCAAAUCAGAAGACGCUCACACUCAUCUUGUGAUGAAAAGUAAGCUGGGACAGUCCUAUCUCUGUCAGAUUCCGAUCAUCCAAAGUGAUACGAGCGACACAAGCAAAGAGGAAAGUGAAAUCAAGAUCAGUGACGCAGAACGCAAGAAGCGCGGCCUACAGCUUUUGGCACCCUUAUACAAUCAAUGCAUCUACGCUUGGCCAAGGUCAUACUGGGCUUACGAGUAUUGCCAUUUACAGCAUAUUAAGCAAUUCCAUGCACCACCUAAUUCACAAGGCCAUGUCUUUCCACCGGGAAGUGAUCCAGAAAACAAGCAAUUCGUUGGCGGAAUAGAAUAUGUUUUAGGAAGAUUCAAUGGAGACAAGAAGAUUCCAUCUUCAGAAGUAGCGGAAGCGAACAAUAAGGAAGUCUUAUUACAGACUGAAGUACACACCUUUGGGCAGCGCAGCUAUCUUUCUCAAAGAUGGUCAUUUGGUGAUAAAUGUGAUCUGACUGGGCGACCUAGAGAAGUGAACAUUCAGUUCCAUUGCAGUAUGCAAAACGAAGAUGAGAUUGUUUCUAUGCACGAAUUUGCAACAUGUGAAUACCAAAUGGUCAUUGCUACUCCGCGACUCUGCCAAGAUAUAGCCUUUGUUCCUCGGGCUAGGCAGGACAUUCAUCGCAUUCAAUGUGAUCCCAUCGUCUCCGACAGUCAAUACCAAGAGAUUGAGGCGGCUCAACCAGCCGACCCUUCGAAGAUGAACGAAGACGUUCAUAUUGUUGUGGACAAACAUGUUGAAAAAAAGUCAGAUUCCACCUCAGAUGAAGGUGCAACAUCCGAUGAGGGAGAUCUCCAGCAGACAAAGGCUGGCUGGGUGGACGAAAAUGAUUUGGACGGCUAUUCGGACGAUCUGGAAUCGAAAAUAGCCAGCCUCGAACAAGACAUGGUGGACUCGUUUGCUCAGCACGAUAAAAGUGACGAGGACAAGGCACCGAGAAUUCAUCUUCUUGACACCGAAUUCGUGAACGGCAUGACGCUUAAAGAUUUUAUGUCGAGCAAAAGCUUGGAGCAGCAACUAGAAGAGAUCACCAAGAUUCUCAUGGAAAAGAUUUCCGCCGACAAACCUUCUAUCGAACCUAAACAGCGCCAAUUUACUGCGCGUGUACAAGAGAACCUCAAGGCUUACAAGCAGAAGUUCAAGGACGAAGAAGAAGAAGAAGAAAUGAAUGACCAUCGGUCAUGAUGGAGAACAAUACCAAUGCAACGCUUGUAGAUAAAAAUAUAUAUAAAAAUGAAUCCUCCCAGAUGGAAUGGUCAGUGCUGUGACG